This is a messenger RNA of Triticum dicoccoides, 2082 nucleotides long. RefSeq lists its product as uncharacterized. Lineage: Eukaryota; Viridiplantae; Streptophyta; Magnoliopsida; Poales; Poaceae. The transcript has 3 exons. The record is from RefSeq and is a predicted model, not a curated record. The coding region runs from base 711 to 1598 and encodes 295 amino acids.
UUCUCGACUUCUCCGUUCUUCUUUUCUCCACUCAUUCCCUUUCUCAUUUCCCUAUUUUCUCUUCUCACACAGAAAUUGGUUUAGCUGGAUAGCUCCCAUCAGCUUGCUCUCUUGAUCCGUUGUAUUGAAGUUGCUCACCCUCACCUCAAGCCACCCCCGCAGCUGGUGCUGCCACAGGGUGACCAUCGACGGCGGCUGGUUUGGCCCCUCGUACGCCUCCUGCAUCUCCUAGGCUGGCCCGCAGCCUCUUGGAUCCAGCUUCAGUAUAAGGGUGCUGGCGACAUUUUCUUCCCCAAGCGCGCAAACCAAACGCAUCGCCGCUAUUUCUGCGCGAGGCAGCUCAACACAUCAUCCACAUCCUCUACAGCGGCGAAUUCUUCAAUUCGAACUGCAGAAUGGAGCUGUGGCAUUAAGACAUGUACCUACUAUCGAAUUUGAGGGAGUUAUUUAUCCAAAACCACCACAUUUGGGGCUAGGGUAACAACUUGGUACCAGAUUUAAGUCAGGGCACAGAAAACCACUGAAAUUGUGCCUAAUGCAUAACGCGGAGCACUAAUACCGUGAUAAUCUCGCGAAAACAGCGAAACUGACCGGUUGGACCCACUUGUCGGUCCGAUGUGGCAUGUCUACUUGUACAAAUUGCUUAGGUGGACACGGGUCCCACUGUCAGCCCCACCUACUUCUUCCUUCUCCCGUCUCUUCCCUUCUCUAUGUACGAACUGGAGGGUCAACGACGAGCAUGUCAGACUCCCAGCGGAAGAAGACGACCACGACGGCUCGACGUCGCCCGAUCCAGCGAGGGAGCCGUCGCAGCGCGUCUCCACGGCUGCCUCCGGCCGCUAGAUUCCGUCAUCCGCCUUCUUCCCCUCUGCCUCGACCUCCAGAUCCCCGCCUCCCUUCGUCGGACCCGUUCCCGAGCGGCCGCCCACCACGCCAUUCUUCCUACGCUCCGGCGCCCCUGCGACGAGGUGCGGCGCAGGAAGUCGUGUCCACCUGAGCCGAGUGUGACCACGGCCUCGACGGGAGUGCCGCAGUGGCCGAGUGCGUCCACGGCCCCGAUGGGAGCGCCGCAAUGGCCGAGUGCUGGAGCUGGUGUGCUGCUGCGCACGGCGGACGGUGGCGCCGUCGUGCGGAGCUGCUCUGCCAACCGCCGCACGAGCCACACCUCAGCUCGCUGUUGCGCCCGCCGUGCGCCGCCCACGGGUCUGCCGUGUGCGCCCACCGUCUUCUCCUGCCUCCGGCUGUUGGCGGCUGGUGCGCUAGCGUCAACGAUGCUCGACAAGGGCGGCCUGAGACCACCAUCGCAUCCCCAACUGCAUAAGAACACCAUGGACGCCGCCCAAGCUUUUGCGCGACCCGUGCUUCAGGGGCUUCUCGGGCAGACCCUGCGCGACGCCGAGGGAGGCGGCCAGUUCCACCACAUGGCUCGGGGACGCGACCUGGUCUCCACCGCGUGUACGGGUCGCCCGGCGGCGAACACAACUCGGCGACGGAGAAGAAUCAGUCACGACGGAGCUCGGCCGGAGACAGGGAAGAAGCAAUGGACGCUCACAACCUGUUUGUUGAAAUGCCCAUGGAGGAAAAGAGGGAAGAAAUAAAAAGAAAAGGUAAAAAAAUAAACACACGAGUCAUUGACAGGUGGGACCCUUGUCCAACUCAUCAUAUUGUCCACCUAAGCAUGCCACGUCAGCAUGACAUGUGGGCCCAACUUGUCAGUUUCACUGUUUUCGCAAUGUUAUUAGACUAUCAAUGCUCCGCGUUACGCAUUAGGCGCAAUUUCGGUGGUUUUCUGUGCCCUGACUUAAAUCUGGUACCAAGUUGUUACCCUAGCCCCAAGUGUGGUGGUUUUGGGUAAAUAACUCAAUUUGAGGUGAUCGAAUAUGGAAACCAUCUGAUGCACCUGCAGUGUGGUUCUAGUCUUCUAGAGUAUAUUAUCUUAACGUGAAUACACUGGAACCAACAUCCAUGGCAUCACCAUUAAGACAUGAACCCACACCUAUAGGAUUUACUUAAUCUAGAAUACACAUGAUAGUUUUUCUAUUUCAAUAUAACUAACCUUCCGGGCUAACACGACACAUGUUU